Molecule: messenger RNA, 2926 nt
Organism: Diprion similis
Lineage: Eukaryota; Metazoa; Arthropoda; Insecta; Hymenoptera; Diprionidae
Gene: Syngr
Product: synaptogyrin
Exons: 4
Coding region: 54-731 (225 amino acids)
Cellular component (GO): neuromuscular junction; synaptic vesicle membrane
Source: RefSeq, a predicted model, not a curated record
GCCGCGGAUUCGGCGUACGCUUUAAAUAUCCACCAGUUCAGUCUCACGAAAAGAUGGACGGUGGCGGAGCUUACGGUGGAGGAAAGGCUGGGGCUCCUUUCGACCCCAUCGCAUUUGUCCAAAGGCCUCAAGUGAUACUCAGAGCGUUGUGUUUGCUGUUUGCAAUAAUCGUCUUUGGAUCCAUCAGCAGCAAAGGCUACGCAUCAGAGGAUGGAAAGGAAGUUUGCCUUUAUAAUGGAGAUACAAAUGCUUGUAAUUACGGCGUGGGAAUCGGUGUUCUAGCUUUCUUGGGAAGUAUCGGAUUCCUCGCUGGAGAAUACCUCUUUGAACAAAUGUCAUCUGUCAAGACACGCAAACAUUACGUUCUUCUGGAUCUUGGAAUUUCUGGAUUUUGGGCGUUCUUGUACUUCGUUGGAUUCUGUUACCUAACCAACGCAUGGGGAAAUUCAAAAAAGCCUACGGGUGGAAUCGGUGUGAACGAUGUCCAAGCAGCUAUAGCCUUCUCUUUCUUCUCGAUAUUUUCAUGGGCUGGAUGCGCCUGGUUUGCGUUCCAAAGAUUCAAGCAAGGUACAGAUGCAGCUUUUGCUCCAAGUUACGAAGCUGAUCCAGUUGGAGGUGCGGGCUACACGAGUUACCCUGAUGCUACAGACGCAGCUUAUCAGGAACCACCUUUCAAUCAGCAGCAGCAGCAGCAACGAGGUAUGGGAGACUUCCAAGCACCUGCUUAUUAAAGUUAUUCUACGGACUUUGAGGGUUGGCUAUUAAAUGAAUAAAAGUAACUUGUGAGAAAUUAUAAUCUGUUUGAAGAUUCUAAUUCUUCUCAGCGACACCUUGACGAAUUCAUCACAUUGUCACCCGCCAAAUUAUCCAUAGGUGAAUUCAUAGAACUCUAUUGUAGUACUUGUGCUAUAAAUUAUUCAUGUUUUCAAAAUUUGGUACAUCUAUAUACCAAAAAUUAUCAAAUUCUAUUUAUCAUCAGACAAAUAUUUUCUGAGAUCAUAUUAAUCAUUGGUAUUCUCGUAUGUAUUGUCGGAGGUUGGGACCUUUCCUUGAGAAUAAUAAUGCCGGUAAUAAAUCCUAGAAGAAUUACAUCAUUCUGUUGUUCAAACAAAUUAAAAUAAAAGUCGUGAAAAACACGCGUCGGAUAGUAGUCUUUACAAUAUAAAGACAGGACUACGCUUUUUCUUGAUAGCCUGCUCUGCCGAAGUUUAUGAAAUAGGAUAAGUUUAAGAGAAAGGUGGAGGGGGUGAUGAGGAAGAGUUAUUUGUUGAUAUGUGGUUAACUGUUGACCACUUGUACUUAAGUUAUUGUGCGCUAUUCAAUAUGAAAUAAACAAAUAUUUAAUAUAUACAAAUAUUAAGCCGACUAAAUCAUCAUGAAGGCAAACCUAUACGACCAUUUCUCGACUAUGCAACAAUAAAUGAUUAGCAAAAAAAUAAAGAAGAAAAUUAAAAGCAUAAAACGAAGAUGAAUAGUAUCUUAUGAUUAAUAAGUUAGUACAUACUGGCUAUAUACUACAAUAUAUUUUAAUGUUGUGACGUGUUCAUAGUGACCACAACUUGCAUUAUUAUCUAUAUCAUAAGGUAAUUAAUGUAAAGAUGAAGUAAGAUUAGUUUAGUUUCGUUUCGUUUUCUUUUUGUUUAUUUUAAUACCUAUUGUAUCAUCUUGCUUCAAUGACAUACUGCAAUAGUGUAUCGGGGCUUGAGAAUAAGUCAGCUAUCACAUUGACGAAUGUAUUAUGGUCAACAUGAGCUAAUUAAUCCAAGUUUUGAGGAUCCGGAAAUACUCAGCCAUUGAUAAUUAUACAGGUAUACUCGCGGUUGAUUUAAAUGCUUACUUUUCUACUUAAUACACUUAUUACUUAUACAGUCAGUAAAGAAUCUCAUUGACCUGUUGAAGUUAUAAUCAGUCGAGGGAAAGUCCAAAGCGGCAAAUACUACCUUUAUUGUCGAUCUCUUAUUCUCAAACCCUCCAAUGUAUUUGGAAACAUCAAAUAGCUUUAAAUUUCUUGGCUGAUACAAAAGUUGUUAGAUAUUACAUUGAUAUGAAUAGGCUUAUAAUUUAACUCACAUGUUUCCAAGCAUUCAUACAUACCACACGUAUAGCGAAACGUGAAAAAAAAUUAACUGUAGAAUAAAACGAAUAUACUAGCGGAACUAACUAUAGAACAUGUAUUAAAAAUAAUAAUAUGAGUAACAGUUAUUAUUAGUAAUAAUCGUCUUGCAUUUAAAUGUAGUGGUGUUGAGGGUGCUCGUGCACAGAGAUCUCAGUGUUUAGAUGAAGCUCUAGUCAAGAAUAUUCUAUUCUGACCAAAAAACCGUAUUCCGAAUAAUUUCUGUGCAACAAACCAAACGUUUACUUGCUUGAUUUUAGCCAAAGUUUAUCGUGAAAGGAGGAAUAAAUAGCAUGAAAAAGUUUUCUCAAGAUGUGAUAAAAUAAUAAAUUGCGAGAAAUCAUACUAGUGAACUUAAGAGAGAAAUAGAGAAAUAGAAACUGUUGGUCUAUGAAAUUUACCUCAUUUGUUAGUAUUAUUAUUAAGUACCAAUCAACACACCGAGCAAGGGUAUAUAGGAAGUUUUCGUUAUAUUUCGUAUGUAAUGAUUUUUAUUAUUGCUAUUUAAAACUCGAUUUGUGUACUAUUUACAUUGUUUAUAGUAACUGUUUAAUUCCUAUAUUAUAAGUAUAUGGUUAAAACUAAAUUAGAUGAGCACGCAAGCUGCCAUAUUAUUACAAAAGUACAUGAAGCAAUACCACAGUGCGUGCACCUAAUACAUUUUUUGUACAAAAGAUCAACUAAAAACAAGAACGACAAAAGCGCUGAAUGUAUUUAAUCCUCGAUUGAUUCAAUUUAUUCGUUCGCAAUACCUACCCAAAUGCGUAUUUAGUUGAAAAAAAAUUAUGAUAUUCUGUACGUAUUUAUUAUAAG